CCUGGAUUACCCAUCACUUUUACCCUCGCAGUCUGUGCGUCGAUCGAACAAGGUGAUGGAUAGAUGACGGCGGUCAGAGAGAGCCCAACAGUUGCGACUCUCGGCCCCUUUUCAUUCGUCCUUUGGCCAUCAUGGCGGAUGCUACGCUCCAGUCAUGGGAGUACCUCGAGACGCUUCCAGGUACCCAAUUCUACCGCCUCUACAGGAGUCCAUCUUCUGCUUUGGCGAUAUUCAGAAAGCGGCUGUCAGCGCUGGCAAAAUCCUUCGUCUUGAUGCUGUUGUACAUGCCCCGGCCUCUGCCAGUGAAACAACUGGAACAUUUUGUCAAGGACACCAGCAGAGGGGAACGCGAGCACGCCUUGGAUUUGCUGCACCGCUACCACAUAUUUCGCGAUGUCACUCUCCACUCGACCAAAGCAUAUGCGCUGACUCCGGACUUUGCUAGAUCUCUCCGCCGCGCUCUGACGGGGGCAGGGGACAGCCGGUCUUUUGGCCAGGUCGCGCGAGUCCCGGAGAGUGAUAGAGUCACUAUAUCGCAACUGGACGAGUACUCUCGCCAACGAUGGGAAGGUAUAUUAGGCUACAUGGUUGGCUCAUCAUCUAUCCCACUUGAAACAGCCAACGAGCAGCCAGCGAUCGACCCGGCUCCGGGAGUUAUUGAGCUUCUCAAAGCGGGUCAUCUCAUCGAGGUCAGCGGGGCCUACAAUCACGGCCAAAGAGCCAGGAUCACAAAGGAAGGCUUUGCGUUUGUCCUGCAAGACAUCAACACUCAAGUUUGGGCAUUGCUGUUUCUCUACGUGGACAACGCCGAGGUCUUUCACAUGGACAAAGUCGACGUCCUGUCCUUCCUUUUUCUUGUCUCGUCCCUCGAGCUGGGGCUCGCAUACUCGACCUCGACUCUGGACGAAACUCAGCGGCGCUGCCUCUCUGACCUCGUCUCUCUCGGGCUCGUAUACCAGCCUCUCUCAGACGACGGCAUCACUCCUGACACUUACUUCUACCCGACGCGUUUGGCCACGACGCUGACAUCCGACUCCGCCUCGGCCCUCUCGACAACCAACCUUACCAUCGGCACCUCCCUCUCCCAGAAAUAUUCCUCUUCCUCGGGGACCACGACGCCUUCCGGCACCGUCACACAAAAGGGCUUCAUAAUUGUCGAGACCAACUACCGCGUCUACGCCUACACGUCCUCUCCCUUGCAGAUCGCGCUCCUCUCACUGUUCGUCAACCUCCGUUCCCGCCACCCGAAUCUCGUCACGGGGAAAAUGAGCAAGUCCUCCGUCCAACGAGCCGUCCAGGCCGGCAUCACCGCCGAUCAGAUCAUCUCGUAUCUGACGACCCACGCGCAUCCCCAGAUGAGGAGACACGCGCAGGCCGAACAAGCCGCGCUGCUGGCACGAGGCACCGCCACUGAGUCGCAGGUGCAGCGGACGGUGCCGAUCCUGCCGGCCACGAUUUUGGACCAGAUCCACCUGUGGCAGCUGGAACGCGACCGCAUGACGACCACGCCGGGCUUCCUCUUCCGGGACUUCUCCACGCGCGCGGAGUACGAGGCCAAUUGUCGGUACGCGGACGAGACGGGCGUCCUGGUGUGGAAGGACGAUGCGAAGCGGCUGUUCUUCGUCACGCGCCUGGAGGGCGUCCGCGCGUUCAUGGCGGAGAGGAGAGCGACUGGAUCUAGUGGUGCAGCACAAGGCUGAAGUUGGGGUUUACGUUUAUAGGAUGAAGAAUCUUAAAAGUGGCGGGAUAUAUCACUGCGAGGCUGGGCUGGCAAGGACAAUGGGAAAAUGGAAAAUGAACACCAUUAUCUGCGAAGCAUUGGGCGUGGGACCAUGUGUUCUCCUGUACGAAACCCGUGACGUCGCUAUUGAAUGAUCGAUAUUCAAGGCAUGGCGCUGGUGCUUACAUGGGGUUAAUCAGAGCAUUUGACAAUAAAGAGCUGGGAUACAAUUGACGUGCGAUCUCACAGCAAUAGGAGACAGGUUCUGGUCUGUCGGACUGCUGGCUCUUGUUACCUCUGAAGCUCCAACAAUAGUAUCUCGGUGUUGGCAACGUCACUUUCUUGACUACACCACCCACCCACCCGACCACUCGUUCACCCAUUCAACAAACCACUCACGCUCACUGCUGUGGCCCAUUGUCCACCUCGAGCCGCAAGGGCAAGGAGAGCGGGAUACAUCCUCCGAUGCCCCCCCGCGCUGCACCGCAGCAAAGUCACGC
Cladophialophora immunda is the source of this 2220-nucleotide messenger RNA. RefSeq lists its product as uncharacterized. NCBI's taxonomy places the organism in Eukaryota, Fungi, Ascomycota, Eurotiomycetes, Chaetothyriales, Herpotrichiellaceae. Bases 132 to 1700 code for a protein of 522 amino acids. Gene Ontology annotation, biological process: nucleotide-excision repair. Gene Ontology annotation, cellular component: transcription factor TFIIH holo complex; transcription factor TFIIH core complex. The record is from RefSeq and is a predicted model, not a curated record. The transcript has a single exon. Gene Ontology annotation, molecular function: double-stranded DNA binding; ATPase activator activity.